GGAAAGGGGGAAUAACUCAGUUUUAGGUAAGUCGUGUUAUAUCCAAGAAUAACCUGCCUCUUCAGCUGGGAAGCGGAAGGAAACUUCUCCUCCUUAAAGGACUGUUGCCGAAUCAAGGAAGAAUUUUUAUUUUUAUUUGAAACAAAGUUCCCAUGGUGGUAGAGUUCCAGUCCUGGCUUUUCAGACUGGCUGCUCCGGGCGGUCUGGCUGGCCUGGACAGAGCUCAUGUCCUGGACAAGCAGCGGUGUCUUGCUCCAUCCUCAUCCCCGUCCUGAGGAAUGGACGUCUUCAGGUGCAGAGGCCAGAAGACCCAAAGGAGAGCCUGCGGAGCCCAGGCCUCUUGGAGCAUCUUUGGGGCUGACACAGCAGAGGUUCCGGGCACCUGCGGCCACUCCUGUCAGAAGGCUGCCAUGCCCCACAUUCCUGAGGAUGAGGAGCCCCCCGGAGAGCCACAGGCAGCCCAGAACCCCAACAGCCAAGGCCCUCCAGCCAAGGGAGUAUCUUGCAGCCCACCCACCAUUGUCCUGACUGGGGAUGCCAGUUCACCAGAGGGAGAAACUGACAACAACCUGGCCAACAGAGCUCACAGUCCCCACCGGAGGCUUUCUCACCGACACUUGAAGGUUUCCACGGCUUCCCUGACUUCUGUGGACCCUGCAGGGCAUGUCAUUGACCUAGUAAAUGACCAGCUGCCAGACAUCAGCAUCUCAGAGGAGGACAAGAAGAAAAACCUGGCUCUGCUGGAGGAAGCCAAGCUGGUGAGUGAGCGAUUCCUGACCCGCCGUGGGAGGAGGUCCAGGAGCAGCCCCGGAGACUCCCCGUCAGCUGUUUCCCCAAACCUCAGCCCCGGAGCUUCUCCUACAUCCUCGAGGAGCAACUCACUGACGGUCCCCACACUGCCCGGUUUGGAUGCAUGCAGUAGCCUGCAGUCCCUUCUAUCUGGAGCACCAACACAGCAGAAGGGGGAUGAGGCCGAAGUCUCUUCACCUCACCUUGGCGAGCCUAAUAUCCCCAAAGGGCUAGCUGACCGGAAGCAAAAUGACCAGAGGAAAGUGUCUCAGGGCAGGCUAACUCCUCGCCCUCCCACAGUUGAGAAGUCCAAAGAGAUUGCAAUAGAACAAAAGGAAAACUUUGAUCCCCUCCAGUGCCUAGAAGCCCCACCUAAAGGCCCAGCUUCUGGCAUAGGCUGUGGUGGGAAAAUGGCUCUGAACAGCCCCCAGCCUGGCCCUGCUGAGAGCGAGCUGGACAAGCUACUCCUGAAAACAGCCAGGGAGGGCAACCCUCUGCCCCGAAGUCCAGCCCAGGGCUCUGGAGGGGCAGUACCCCCAGACCCCCAGGGCAAAGGCACAACUGGAGAGCCAGCGGGAUCCAAGGUUGCCUCCAAAGCCGAGCCUCUGCCCCUUCCUUCCCGGCCACCCUUGCUUCGGGGGGUCUCCCGGGACAGUGCCCCUGAAGAACCUGGCCCCCGGCUGCAGAAAGUGCUUGCCAAGUUGCCCCUGGCAGAGGAAGAGAAGCGUUUUGCAGGCAAAGCCAGCAGCAAGGUGGCCAAGGCACCUGGACUCAAAGACUUUCAGAUACAAGUGCAGCCUGUGAGGAUGCAGAAACUGACCAAGCUCCGAGAGGAGCACAUCCUGAUGAGAAAUCAGAACUUAGUGGGGCUCAAGCUUCCAGACCUUAGCGAAGCGGCUGAGCAGGAAAAAGGACUCCCACCUGAACUGUCCCCAGCUAUCGAGGAAGAAGAGUCAAAGAGUGGCUUGGAUGUCAUGCCCAAUAUUUCUGACAUGCUGCUGCGCAAACUGCGGGUCCACAAGUCUCUUCCUGGAAGUGCCCCUCCGCUCACUGAAAAGGAAGUUGAGAACGUGUUUGUACAACUGUCGUUGGCCUUCAGAAAUGACAGCUAUACCCUGGAAUCUAGAAUUAACCAGGCUGAAAGGGAACGCAACCUGACGGAAGAGAACACAGAGAAGGAACUGGAAAAUUUCAAAGCUUCCAUUACGUCUUCAGCUUCUCUCUGGCAGCACUGUGAGCACCGGGAGACUUACCAGAAGCUGCUGGAGGACAUCGCUGUCCUACACCGCCUGGCCACCCGCCUCUCCAGCCGGGCUGAGAUGGUGGGGGCCAUCCGCCAGGAAAAGCGCAUGUCAAAGGCAACAGAGGUGAUGAUGCAGUAUGUGGAGAACCUGAAGAGGACGUAUGAGAAGGACCAUGCGGAGCUCAUGGAAUUUAAAAAACUGGCGAAUCAGAAUUCAAGCCGCAGCUGCGGCCCCUCUGAAGACGGGGUCCCUCGCACAGCGCGGUCCAUGUCCCUCACUCUGGGAAAGAACAUGCCCCGCCGGAGGGUCAGCGUUGCCGUGGUUCCCAAGUUUAAUGCCCUGAACCUGCCCAGUCAGCCUGCAAGCUCAUCACCCAUCCCCUCCUUACCGGCCCUGUCGGAAUCACCUAAUGGGAAAGGCAAUCUCCCUGUCGUCACCUCAGCACUGCCUGCACUUUUGGAAAAUGGAAAAACAAAUGGGGACCAAGACUGUGAAGCUUCGGUUCCUAUGCCAACUCCGAGCUGCCUGCAGGAGUUUAGCCAGGAGGCCAAGGCCGGGAUGGAGGAAGAAGGGUUCAACAAGAGAUACCAGGAAGGUCUAAAGAAGACCAAAGAGCUCCAAGAACUAAAGGAGGAGGAAGAAGAACGGAAGAGCGAGAGUCCUGAGGAUACUGAAGAGGCAGAAGACAUUGAGGAUGAGGGAAAGGACCAGAGAAGCAGCAAACUUGAAGAGUUGGUUCAUUUCUUACAAGUCAUGUAUCCCAAACUGUGUCAGCACUGGCAAGUCAUCUGGAUGAUGGCUGCAGCGAUGUUGGUCUUGACUGUUGUGUUGGGGCUGUACAAUUCCUAUAACUCUUGUGUGGAGCAGGCCGAUGGGCCCCUUGGAAGAUCCACCUGCUCGGCAUCCCAGAGGGACUCCUGGUGGAACUCAGGACUCCAGCAUGAGCAGCCUACAGAACAGUAGGAAACCUGCCAUCCAGCCAGUGCCCUGCUCCAGCACACAAGCCCAUCAUCCUUUCCCCACAUUGCAGCGCUGUUGGCCUGGCGGGGGGCAUGCUGCCACCAGCCCAUCAGGGAAUGAGCAGGGCUCCCUUCACUAUCAGCUCCUCUGUGGGAGUUAUUCAUACAUAGUACCUGAUGUUCUUGGAGGAUCAACAGAACUGCCCUGGGGGAGCAGCCAGUGGAUGAAGAAGUCACCUUCACCAAGGAACUCUAAUGGAAAGGAAGGUCACCUGACCUUAGCUCAGAUGGCCAGAAGAAAUAGAACACCUUCACUGCAAGGGACAGUAAGAAACUCACUUGUCCCCCUUUCCUCUUUGCAGAAGGAAAUCAGGAAGAAUUUUUCCUAAAGCCUAACUCCAACCCCAAGGAUCAGGCCUAGAAUUUAGAGUCACAACAUGAAUAUCCUGCCAUUUCCCAUCUCAUUCUCACUGACUCUCUCUCUCUGCCACUUUGGAAUCAGAGUUUCUCUUUACAGAAGUGGGAAAGGUUUCUCAGAAAAAUAUUCAGGCUGAGUUUAGUUCAGUGCUUGAAAUUCAAUGGGAAGAUGUGAAUUAAUAUAUAUGCACCUGUACGCACACAACACACACAUAGCACACACGUGCAUGAAGCCAACAACCAUCCAAACAUGUGCUCUGGGUGCUCCGGAUAAAGCCAGCCCACAGAUUUUCACUAAGUAUGGGGCAGUCACCAGGCACCUGCUUAAUGAGCUCUCCACAUGGAUUUAAGGUGUUUGAGGAACACAGAAAACUCAUGGCUUCAGUGGUGAACUUGCUGGUCUCCAUUUCGAGUACUAAUACUAAGCUGCUGUACAGCACAGACUAUUCCCUGGUUGUUCUCUUCCCAUUGGGAGGAGUCAGCCCACUUCUCGGGUGAAUGAGGAGACAUGGUGUGCUUUCAGCUUCCGUGGGCCCACAUGCAGGUGCGCAGUUGCACCUUAGUGCUUCAGUUUAAAUGGAAUUUCGAACUCAAACAUCUGUUUCAGAGCAUCCCCAGCUGUUUAGUAGAACCCUGACAGAGCACAUCCCACCUUCAAUUUGACUUCUCACUCCACCUUCACAGCCUUCAUUCAUCCCUCAUCAGGUUUGGGGGGAUUGGUUUCUGUGUAGGUUUUAUUGUUGUUUCGCUUUUGUUUUUGUUUUGUUGUUGAAGUUGUUUUUGUUGCUAAUAUUCAGAAUAUAAAACUUACUAUGAGACAAACACGGUUCUAGGUAUUAAUAUAGGUUAUUAAUUCAUUUAUUCCUCAAGAAAAACAAAAAACUAUGAAGUGCAUAUUACUCUUCUCAUUUGCAGAUAAGGAAACUGAAGUGCAAAAAAACACAAGAAACUCUCCAAGGACACCAAGUUAGCAAAUCAUGGGGCCGGAACUCCACCCCAGGCAGGUUGGCCCAGGGGCCGUGCUCUUAACCGCUGCACCAAGUCGCCUCUUCCCGUGUUCUCCUAACCAGAUGCCUUGCACUCCAGUCCCACAGCGCAAGUGGUCCUUGAGCACCUCCAAACCAUUUCUGGUUCCCAGACUAACCUGUUUUCUCUCACGGCUCUGUUCCUCCACCCACUAGUUUUCCUUCUGCCAUUCUCAGUUAUUCUGGUCACUCUUCAGGACCAAGAGCAAAACCGUCUCCUCUAUACAGGCUUUAAUGACCUCCCUCCAACUCCCUACAACUCCCCACACAAUAGGACACACCCUCCUCUGUGCUCUCUGGUACUUUUUAAACAUCUUCAUCAUUGACCAUUACAACAGUAUUUAACAAUGACCUAUUUGUGCAUCUCUCUCCCCUAGCAUUUUUACCUCGAAGACAAGAAUCAUGUCUUACCCAUUCCCUGAGUAAGGGCCUCGUAUGGUUGCCAGUGCUUGGGAGGUUGCCAUUAGAUGUUGGUCAAAAGAACAAAAGAGCCUUCGAGGUGGUGGAGAGCAGCCUGGGGACAGGUGACAUUUUGCAUACUUCCCAAAACCGGCACCAUCAACAAUAAGAAAAUCUUUUUUAGCCUCAACUUAUUCGAAUAUUCUUCAGUUUACUCUGAGAACAGAAAUGAGGCCUAACCAGCAACAUCUUUUCCAAGCUCAAGAAGGAGGCUUGAUGCAACCACUCCUUUCAGAGGACCCACCUAGAUUAGUCGCCAUGUUAAAGCAGCAGGUUGACAUAAGGGGGGCAUCAUUUACAGUGGCUGGAAAAUCACUGUGAGAGAAGCCCAAGCUAGGGUGACCAAGGAUGUGCCAUUAAGGUAAAGAGGUGAAGAUCAAGGCAGACAGACUUUCAGGGCAUGGAUGGGUGGUUUAUCCUGCCCCUUCUAGGGAGACCAAACACACUGAAGGAGCUCUAGGCCCUCAGAGCCAAAGACGGGGUGUAAAUAGAGCCCUUGAGAGAGUAGCUGUGGGACAGGGCUCUAGGCUGGCAAUGUCCAGUCUCAGCCUCUCCUAAAGAAGGACCAGGCUGAGCUGGACUCUUGUCCACUUGAUCAUAGGGUUCCCACCUUUGUUUCCAGUUGAGACAAAGGCCAGGAGAGGGUGUGCCAUGAGUCCCUGAACUUCCAGUUUCUCCACAGACAGGCUUGCAAGAGUAUUCCCAGAUGAGGCCCUCACCCAAACUCUGAGAGUACGUGAAGCUGAGGAAAAGAAGGGAUGUAAGAGUAACCACAUUUCCAAGGGUAUUCCUGAAAAAGUACUCAUUGCUAUUUCUUUUCUGAAAAGCAAAGGUUGACCUGAAGCAGAUGGUACUGUUGCCAAAGCAGCAGUGAAAUGGAGAGAAACGGGCCCUGUAUUUCCAACAGUGAUAUUGAUUUGAAAUAAAAGUUCCCCUCAAAAUGUC
Messenger RNA from Phyllostomus hastatus (greater spear-nosed bat), 5838 nucleotides. RefSeq names its product inositol 1,4,5-triphosphate receptor associated 1 (gene IRAG1). The record is from RefSeq and is a predicted model, not a curated record. Lineage: Eukaryota; Metazoa; Chordata; Mammalia; Chiroptera; Phyllostomidae. The transcript has 22 exons. Bases 279 to 2996 code for a protein of 905 amino acids.